AUGGACAACCUAGUCGAACAUCCGAACCAUUUCGACAACCCAGCCGGCGCUCAACCAGCACCAACGCGCUCGACUAUCAUCGCAAAAACAUACCACUCCAUAAUCGAAUCUUCAACAUGGAACGGCUCACCAGCAGCAAUCAAGAAAUUCAACUUUCCCGCCAAUCCCAGAGCCUCUCAACGCUGGCGCAAGGAAAUCGAGGCUCUCAACCUCGCCAGAGGUCACCCAAACAUCACCCAAAUUCUCCACUCAGACUCCCAAACCCUCACAAUAACCCUCCGUCAAGAACCAGGCCGCAGCCUAGACAAGCACAUCAACACCACAACCUCAUUCUCAACCCUCUCCGCCCAAGAAGCCGCCGCAGUCUGGUCCCAAAUAUCGUCCGCCCUAGCCCACCUGCACGCCAAAUGCAACAUCAUCCACGACGACGUCAAACCAGACAACAUCGUCUUCUUCUCCACCGCCGCCGCCGCCGCCGCCGCGGCGACCACGCUUCCUCCUCAUACUGAGCCAGCACCACACGCCGUCCUAAUCGACUUUGGCGCCGCAAUCACCUCCCCCUACGCCCUGCCCCUCAACGGCUGGACACCCUCCGGCACACCCCCCUACGCCCCACCCGAGUUCGUUGAUCGCUGCAAGUCCUACGCCGGCGACGUCUGGGGCCUCGGCAUCACGCUGCUCUUCUGCUUCGGGUAUAUCCCGCUCCCCGCGGGCGACUGGAUCCUCCCCCACGUGUUUGAGGACGAAAGGGUCAAGGGGGAGAUGGUGGCGUGGCUGGAUGGAAUCGAGGAGCUGCGGACGUCGCCGCGUAUUAGCGGUGAUAGUGACAGGCGUCUGCUCGGUUGGAUGUUGGAUCCGGACCCCGAGGCGAGGAUUGGUAGCGUUGAACUCGCGAGGCUUUUGAAUUCAUAA
Molecule: messenger RNA, 912 nt
Organism: Colletotrichum orchidophilum
Lineage: Eukaryota; Fungi; Ascomycota; Sordariomycetes; Glomerellales; Glomerellaceae
Exons: 2
Coding region: 1-912 (303 amino acids)
Biological process (GO): mitotic DNA damage checkpoint signaling; protein phosphorylation
Cellular component (GO): nucleus; cytoplasm
Molecular function (GO): ATP binding; protein serine/threonine kinase activity
Source: RefSeq, a predicted model, not a curated record